UUAGCCUCCCCCUCCCGCCCCCUUGUGAGUCCUGCAGUCAGUCAGCAAGACGGGCCCAAACACGGAGGGUCCCUUGCUCUCAACCUGCCGCGCCAGUAGGAAGAGCCAUCCCACGUGGAGCGCAGACACGCCACCCUGCCCUCGACCCCUACAAGACAACGCCCCCUGUUUGGAUCGCCGAACACGGCACAGGCUACUGUGUGCGGCUGAGUCUAGUGCUGAGUCACCGUUGGCGAAGGCGCACGCAACACCUGCUGUUUUUCAGCUGGUGUGGAGGACUGUGUCGUGAGCGGCGGACACGCACAACUUUCACUGAAGUGCGAGCUGCGAGUGUUCUAGAGUCGCGCCGUGGAAGGCAAUCCGGAUGCAGCGAAACCGGAGGUUGGUGUGGUACCGACAGAUUUCCUGUAACUGAUAAUGGUACAACACCCUGUUUCAAGAAUGCCAUUCGGAGCGGCGCGCGUACAAAGUGACAUGUUGACCUUACGAAGAACGUUGAUACAAGACGAGUUUUUUAAAGCACCGGCGUUUUUACUCAUCUGUAACUCGUGCAGUGAGGGAGUGUGUGUGCAAUGGCGAUCUGAUGUAUAUAAAUGAUGAAAUGAAGAAUUCGUGACUCGCUAUCGAAAAUCUAAAUGGUCGAGAUUAACUUUAUCUAAUCAGAUAUGUAGAGGAACUACUAUACACCUGUAGGAAUGUGCACAAACACCAAGUGUUAUAAUGAACAAGUAAUUUUCACUGUGGAUGAAAAUUAAAAAAAAACAAAGACAAAAACAAAACAAGGCGACCCGUUAUAUUAGUGGAAAUCCCUGUUUAAAGGCGUGAAGGACUCUCCAGUGUAAGAUUUUUUUCCUAGUGACUUUACAUCCUCAGUGAGGAAUGUAUGUGGCGGUGUUGGGUCCUCUCUAGAUCCCCUCUGGUAUGAGGAUGCUUAUUCCAGAACAGUUUGAAAGUGCUCACCACAACAAUGGAAAAUAACUCUGUGUCUUCACUGUCGUACCUUGUCAACGUUAGGCAGGGGCGACCCAAGUUCACCAUCAGAAAUGAGCUCGUGAUAUGGUUCUCUAUGAUCUUCUACGUAGCCGACCUGUGCCUGGACCUGUGGGUAUGCGUGGCCCAUUUCAAGGCGCAGUUGCCGAAGUCGGGAUGGUUCAUCUUCUUCUGCAUCCUGCUUCCCAACCUUUACGCUGGGUACAAGUCGCUGCAAUGGUACCUCAGAGCGCACGCCAUCACCCCCCUGCGAAAGCCUUUGGUAUGGAUCAUCCGGGUCUUUUUCUUUCCUAUCAGUCCCCUCCUCAGGUACAUAGACGCUCUGAUGUAUGGCUACCAUGCACGCCAGGCGUGGAAGCAAGGCAACCUCUCGAAGGAACGCAAGAACUUCGAGAAUUACCUGGUGGAGAGCGCGGAGGUGGCCAUGCUGCGCCUCGUCGUCAUAUUCCUCGAGGACGCGCCCAUCGUCGUCCUCAACCUCGCCGAACUCAUCAAGACGCCGCCCAACAAGUGGACAGACAUCCAGGAGAGCAAACCUGACCCGGAAUUUGUCCCGGAAUUUGUCCGUCUGGGUUCGGUCGUGGCAAAGCUCGCCUGCACCAUGACCCUGGGCGUUGUACACUACAUGUCAUGCAACAAACUAGCGUGGCACUUAGCCAACACCCAGCAGCAGGACCGGCAGAUGCAACAGCAGGAAGAGGAAGAGGACGCCGCCGCCGGGAAGAGACCUAAACAACCUUGGGAAAAGAAAGGAGUGCUGUCGUGGCCAGCGGAGUUCGCUAUCUACUGCUGGCAGCUUCUGUCCAUCGGUUCUCGCGUCGUGGCCUACGCCCUCUUCUCGGUGGUCCACUUCCGCCUGCUGUGGGUUCCUAUCAUGCUGCGCUGGAUUAUCCACUCAGUGUGGAUCUUCUUCGACGUGCGGGAGAUGUCCAUCGUGAACUCGAUCGCCUUCGGGGGCGUCUACCUCUUCUCUUUCGUCACCACGUCGCCCGGGCGUCAGAUCCUGCGAAUUCUCCUCUACUACGUCAUCACCUUCGGCGAAAACAUAAUCAUCGGCAUCUUGUGGAGUUACGGCGCGCCGGACAACUACUUCCAAGAGGCCGGUUUGGGCGUGAUGUUCGGGGGAGCGGCGGGCGGCCUGCUGUUCCUCAUGCUGUACUACGGGUGCUUCCACCCCGACAGGGCCUCGACUUGGGGCUGGCAGUGGCUGCGCGAAAGAAGGGCGAAGAGACCGCAGCGAUCGGCUGUGGUAUAGAGGGCGCGGAUUUGCAUUAUAUAACAACUUAAAUAUGUAUUUUUGAUAUAGACAGGCACACACACACACACACACACACACACACACACACACACACACACACACACACACACACACACACACACACACACACACACACA
Messenger RNA from Penaeus chinensis, 2385 nucleotides. Its product is annotated as XK-related protein 4-like. Gene Ontology annotation, cellular component: plasma membrane. The record is from RefSeq and is a predicted model, not a curated record. Gene Ontology annotation, biological process: apoptotic process involved in development; engulfment of apoptotic cell; phosphatidylserine exposure on apoptotic cell surface. Lineage: Eukaryota; Metazoa; Arthropoda; Malacostraca; Decapoda; Penaeidae. The transcript has 7 exons. The coding region runs from base 968 to 2245 and encodes 425 amino acids.